CCCCUCCGCCUACCUGAACCUGUAGGUCCCUCCUCCGCCUCUUUAGGGUGGAGUCGUUUCUACCUGGACUCUGAGAAAACAGGACAGGAGAGCGAUUUAAGGAUUGAGUAAUGGCGUUAUAGCCGGACUUCGAGUGUGCGUUCGUCGACUUCACAGUUGUUUCUGUGUCCAAAAACGCGUCGCUUUCCACCGGCAGGUAUGAGCCACCCGCCCAGUUCCAACCGGGGACACCGGGAGAGAAACGGAGACCGCCGACAUUACCGGGACUCCCCCGGGGACAGAGGUUCGUCCCCCGACAGGUCUCCUUCCUCUCGACCCCCAUACUACCCCAGGGAUGCUGACCCCCCUCCCAAACAUGUGCGGGAGGUCCCUCGAGUGGAGCGCCACGACUCCAGCUGCACAAACAUCUGCUCCAGGAGAGGCAUCGUGCUGAUCUGCGCUGUGCUGACCAACGCCCUGGUGCUGAUCUGUGUGGUGGCGGCUCAGAUGGUGACGUCGGGCUUGUCCUCCAGUGCCGGGCUGGGCGGCUUCAACAUCAACUCCAACUUCCACCUGCAGGGCACCGAGCUGCAGCAGGCACGAGACCUGGACAUGCAGUACAGCCAGAUGAGGGCGCCGGGGAUCUACGGGGGCAUCGCCUUCAGCCUGACCUUCGGGGUGGUCUCGCUGCUGUUUGUGGUCGCCGGGAACAAACCCCCCCACCUGAUGUCGAGGAAGCUUCUGGUCGGAGCGUUGGUGUUUCAGGCGGUGGGCGCGGCGGUGUACGUGGCGGCCGUCGGUCUCUACCUGCACUUCAUCAUCAGGGUCAACUCCAGUGAUGUUUGUAAACGGCGGGAGAGGUUGUACGCGCGUAACGGCUACACCUGGAUGAACUGUGAUGUGGGCGGGGCGGACGCAGCCGUGGCUCUGUUUGGGCUCAUCACAGCCAUCCUGUACACUGCCGGCGCAGCGCUCACAGUCCAGACCAUCCGACGCGUGAAGCGCUACCUGCGGGAGCGGAAACGCAGAGAGGCGGAGAGGCAGCAGGCCCGAGGCCGACCCCAGAGGGCCCCGCUGAGGGCCGAAACCACCUCUGUGUGAGGGAGGGGGGGCUGAUCAGGAUGGACGUUGAUGGGUUAACUUUGCUAAGCUAUCAUACAUGUUAACUCCGGUAUUCUGGUAUCAUGAAGCUGGGGUAGAUCACCACGGAAACCUUUGAUGAACAGCUCACCUGCUCCGAUGCAGGUAACUUCUGAGGAUCGGAUCAAAACGUGUCAGCAGACUUCUGACCAAGCAGCUCGCUGGAAAAAUUCAUUCCUUCGUCACUACAGGUUCUCAUCAUAGACAAAAGUACCGCGUUUAUACUAAAGUAACAGGAUUUGCACACUACGGAGUCCCUGAAGGGUCACGCUGGGAUUUCUCUCUUUUUCCGUUCUGAUCCACAGAGGAAGGUUAAGCUCUGGGAGCAGCAUAGAACAUGAGUGGAUUAUAAUAUGUUAUGUAUUAAAUACAGUCCACGGUUGUGACCACCCUCCUCUCUGCCUGGCUGAGCCACGGGUCUGUACCAUGGCAGCUAAUGUUGAGUUAACUAGUGGAGGCUAGUUAACAUCCUUCCCCUGCGGUUGUAGGCCAGAUCAUAUCCACCGUCACAGCUUCAACCGUCGCUCAACCCACAGCCCGACAUAACCGGCUACAGCUGUGGUUACAGUGGCUGCAAGCUUCCGCUGCUCGACCUUUCCAGUGGAUCAGGAGGAACGCAAAUGUACUUGAGAAAAAAAUCCCCCCGGGACCGUCUGGGGCUUAACGUAACAUGAUAAUUAUGUCAACGAUAGAAGAAAAAAAUGUUUGUUGUUGUUUUUGUUUUUUUUCUUGCACAAACCAUGUGUCCACACUGGGAUUAAAACAGGAUUUGUAACAAGCAGAGAUUUGGUUUAUCUCACUGCCGACGCAGUGAGUGAGGGUUACACUGUAGCUGCCUAUUAUUAUUUUCAGUAAGUCUCUUUCAGGCCUCACAGUGCAGGUGCUUUUAGAUUCUUCUUCUGUCACUGCAGCUCAGGAUAACUAUUUAGGCUAUUUAAACUCAAUGAGAUGAUAACUGGGAAUAAGAGGUAUAACCAGUGUCACUGUUUAUCAGGAAAUAAUCCACACACACUGUCAAUCAGCCCAGUGAACUCUGCAUGGAUUAUUUUGGUCAGGCAGACCCUCUCUGCCUUGGAAGCAGUAACAAGCUUAACUCUACUUUUGACCGUUUUUAAGUGUGUAAGAUUCCACUGUUGUGAUUUAAUUAAAAUUUUUGUAGAUUUUUCUCACCGAACGUCAGUUUUUGCUGCUGCAGUAACCCCGAUUUCUCGAGGGCAUCACGGAUUCAUCUCGCAUCACGCUGGACCCUUCACUCGUGGUCCUGGUGAUGUCGCACGCCGUCGGCUCGUAACCUUCUGGGAACGCUCGCUCUCCUGGCUGGAUCAGUAAACCCAGAGUUAAGAGAGUCUGUUGAUAAUGAGCUUUGCGAUACCUGUUGCGCAGGAUCGUUAAUGUUAAGCCAGGUAGCGCAGGGAAAGCCGGAUUAAUUGCUUUGUUAUACAGCCCCAAUCCUGUGUUUAUUUUCAAUUGAACUGUUUAUAUGUUGGAUUAGUCUGUGUGCUAACACAGGCAUUUAAAUGUUUUUAACUUGUAUACUGGUAUGAAUUGUUUUUUUUUAUAUCACAGGUUGAAUUUAUAAUGCAAAGUUUUUAAUACCGCAACUCAGCUGUACAACUUGUUUUGAAGAUUUGAUCUAUUCAAAUUAA
This is a messenger RNA of Xiphias gladius (swordfish), 2765 nucleotides long. RefSeq lists its product as uncharacterized. The record is from RefSeq and is a predicted model, not a curated record. Bases 199 to 1080 code for a protein of 293 amino acids. NCBI's taxonomy places the organism in Eukaryota, Metazoa, Chordata, Actinopteri, Istiophoriformes, Xiphiidae. Gene Ontology annotation, cellular component: membrane. The transcript is spliced from 4 exons.